Molecule: messenger RNA, 1473 nt
Organism: Talpa occidentalis (Iberian mole)
Lineage: Eukaryota; Metazoa; Chordata; Mammalia; Eulipotyphla; Talpidae
Gene: PEAK3
Product: PEAK family member 3
Exons: 4
Coding region: 34-1431 (465 amino acids)
Biological process (GO): protein phosphorylation
Cellular component (GO): actin cytoskeleton; focal adhesion
Molecular function (GO): protein kinase activity
Source: RefSeq, a predicted model, not a curated record
CCUGUUCCGCUGACCCUCCAGCCCCCCAGCAGCAUGAGCAGCCCUGAGCUACCUACUGAGGCCCCCGGUCCCGAUGUUCCCCGCUGGGCCGCUCAGCCCACCUACAGCAACCUUGGUGAGAUCCGGGCGCACCUGCUGCCUGCCAAGGCCUGCCGCUCGCGGGCAUCUGGGUCCCUCUCCACCGACCAGGAGUCCUCACCCCCACCCCUACCCAAGAAGACCCUAGCCAGGACCAGGUCCCUGCCCCCCCGGGUGGCCGGCACUCCCAGUCCCAAUCCAGGUCAGCCUCGCAGGCGCUUCCUGGGGUCCCUCAGUGUCAACGAGAGCUGGGCAGGUGCCCAUAAGGCUGGGCUGGCGUGUUCCCCUGCAAACCUGCCCUUCGAGUGGCCCGAUGCCCACCUGGAUCUCUCUCUCCGUGACCUGUCCCGCCUGGAGGCUGUGGACGCAGCGCUGGAGGCCCGGCAGCUGAAAGGCCUCCACACCAUGCACGCCCGGCUCAAGGCCCGGCUUCUGGGGGGCCACCCUGGGCCCUGCCACCCAGGCCACAGCUUCCGCCUCCUGGACAGGUCACCCUGCGUGGAGAGUGGGGACACCCUCUACUACCGUAUGGUGCGAGUGGAUGAGGAGGCGUGGCAUGUCUUGGCUGCCAAGGUGCCCAAACCUGGAACCAAAGAGCCACACCCGUGGGGCCUGGAGCUACAGGCUUCACUGCCCCCGCAUUUCAACCUUCAGGGGCUGUGUGGCCUGGUGCCCGAGGGCGCACUACCUGACACCCCCUGGAGAGGCCCCGUGAUGCUCACGGCAGAAGUUCCUGAGCGCACUGUGGCCCAGUGGCUGGCGGAGGUGCACGCCCAGCGGCCCUCAGAGUUGGCAUGGGCCAUCGCCCUGAUGCUGCUGCAGCUGAGCGCCGCCCUGGAGCACCUGGAGGAUCGAGGCGCGGUCCUGACCGAACUUCGGCCCGAGAACCUACUGCUAGCAGUGCCUCGGGGCUGCCCGACUCAUGGACCCCCGCGCCUGCUGCUCGCAGACUCUGGCCAUGCCCGCCCGCAGCCUCCAGGACUGCCCGGCACCCACGCAUUGCAGCUGGGCCGCUUGCUCCAUGAGCUGCUUGGGCCCUCCAUGCCGGUGGCCACACCCUUGGCCCUGGGCCUGAGGCACCUGGCGGCCCAGCUGUUGCACUUGAGGCCCUCAGCCGCCCAGACGCGCUGCGCACUCCAGACUCUGCUCUGGGGACCCGGACCGGAACUCAACAGUCACACGGCACCACUAGGCUCCUGGCUUCGGGUCAGGCGUACCUUGUUGGUUCUGCACCUGGCUGAGCGGGCCGCGGGUGGGGAGGCCCCUGGCCUGGAAGACUGGCUGUGCUGUGAAUACCUCACCGAGGCCACUGAAGCCUCGUUGGGGCACGCCCUGGCCCUGCUGUGGCAUUAACCUCUGCGGAGAGGGACAGGACUGUUCUGGGCAUCGCCAAGA